AUGUCAUUCAUAUUUAAGACGUUCACGUUGGUAGCAGUAGCGACAGUCGUUUCUUCGAGUCAUGCUCCAGGGGGUUUUUCUUAUAAUCGUUUUAGCGGUCCAGUUAGUGGAAAGAUAACCGAAGUUCAAGUUCCCCCAGCACACGGUAUUCCCGCUCAACAACAUGCGGAUUACGGAUAUGAUCAUAAAGCUGGAAAAAUUAAUCCCGAAACAGCUAAAUAUGAUCGUUUGAAAACAGUUGAUUACAAAGCUAAACCCGAUUAUCACUUCGCUUAUGGAGUCCAAGACCCUCACAGUGGAAAUCAACAAGACCAUAAGGAAUAUCGCGACGGAGACGUUGUUCACGGCGAAUACUCUCUGGUCGAGCCUGAUGGUUCAAUUCGUCUCGUACGAUACACCGCCGACCCUAAGAACGGUUUCCAGGCUGUUGUACAUAAGAAGCCCGGUGGUCAACCGAAUGCACCAGUUCAUUAUGCUCAACAGCAUCAAAACGAAGAUGACUCAGGAGAAUAUUAGUCAUUUAAACUGUAUAAUAGUUACAAUUUGUAAGAGUAGUACUAGAUUUUGUUUUAAUAUUUAUUUUGCUGUAAAUGUUG
Molecule: messenger RNA, 596 nt
Organism: Vanessa atalanta (red admiral)
Lineage: Eukaryota; Metazoa; Arthropoda; Insecta; Lepidoptera; Nymphalidae
Gene: CPR130
Product: cuticle protein 21-like
Exons: 4
Coding region: 1-516 (171 amino acids)
Cellular component (GO): extracellular matrix
Source: RefSeq, a predicted model, not a curated record